This is a messenger RNA of Caenorhabditis angaria, 542 nucleotides long. NCBI's taxonomy places the organism in Eukaryota, Metazoa, Nematoda, Chromadorea, Rhabditida, Rhabditidae. The record is from the annotation of a GenBank genome assembly.
AUGUUGAAAUUUCUUUUGAACAUCUAUGAAUUCCUCUAUGUUUUAAGUCUGGAAAUUUUUCUUUCAUUCAGAAUUGUUCUAACUAUACUUAAUUUCAGGUUUCGGGAGCGUGAUCAUUGCAAAAUGGCUGCUAAAUGGUGAGGGAAUUUUCUUUAAAAAAAACGACAUAUUUCCUACAAAAACAGUUUUCAGAAAACUUCAACAAGUUCAACAACGACUACGCUCCACAAAAAUCAGGUCAACAUCAAUCAGUAUUCAUCCACGCUAAUCAAAAGGUGAGUCAAUAACCGAAAAAGAAACGGGAUAACAAAAUAUGUCUUGGGAAAUUUGAUCAAGUUUAGCUAUUUUUGAAGAUGAAUAUGAAGUUCUUUCUACUCCGAAAAGCAUGAAAAUUCAUCUCAAUUUUACAGAAUAUGCUCUCCGAUGCUCAGUCGCCUGCACUCGAUGGAAAUCUCGACAUAAACGGCAGGAAAAGCAGCUUCAUGGCGAGGGAAACAAGACAAUCCGCAACAUCUACGAAAUUUUCAACUCCCAAUUUAUAA